Molecule: messenger RNA, 507 nt
Organism: Prunus armeniaca (apricot)
Lineage: Eukaryota; Viridiplantae; Streptophyta; Magnoliopsida; Rosales; Rosaceae
Source: the annotation of a GenBank genome assembly
AUGUUGGUUUACCAAGACCUCCUCACUGGUGAUGAGCUUCUCUCGGACUCGUUUCCAUACAAGGAAGUCCAUAAUGGAGUGUUGUGGGAAGUUGAUGGAAAGUGGGUUGUGCAAGGAGCAGUUGAUGUAGACAUUGGUGCAAAUCCCUCUGCUGAAGGUGGUGGGGAAGAUGAGGGUGUUGAUGAUCAAACCGUGAAGGUGGUUGACAUCGUUGACACAUUUAGGCUUCAGGAGCAACCUCCUUUCGACAAGAAGCAGUUUGUCACAUGGGUGAAGAGGUACAUCAAACUGUUGACACCCAAGCUGGAGGGGGAGAAACAAGAGGAAUUCAAGAAGAACAUUGAGGGAGCAACCAAGUUUCUGCUUUCGAAGCUCAGUGACCUCCAAUUCUUUGUUGGGGAGAGCAUGCAUGAUGAUGGCGGUUUGGUGUUUGCCUACUACAAGGAGGGUGCCACUGACCCAACAUUUAUCUACUUUGCUCAUGGUUUGAGGGAGGUCAAGUGCUAA